AUGGGUCGCAAGAAGAAGAAGUUGUCAAAACCAUGGUGCUGGUAUUGCAAUCGAGAGUUUGAAGAUGAGAAAAUCCUUAUUCAACACCAAAAAGCUAAACAUUUUAAAUGUCACAUAUGCCAUAAAAAAUUAUAUACUGGUCCAGGCCUCUCGAUACAUUGCAUGCAGGUUCAUAAGGAAACGAUAGAUAAGGUUCCUAAUUCAUUGCCAAAUCGUUCCAAUGUUGAUAUUGAAAUAUAUGGGAUGGAAGGAAUACCAGCAGCAGAUGUUCGAGAACAUGAGAGACAAAAACAAGGAAGUAGGCCAGCAAAUGAUUCUGGUUCUGAUGAUGAUGAACCUGCAGUUAAACGGCCAAAACCAGAGGGUCUCUUAGGCACUGCUCCAGGAGUUAUGCAAGGAAUGCCUAAUAUGGUGCCAGGAAUGAUGCCACCUCCAGGAAUGCCACCAGGUAUGCCUAUGGGUCCAAUGAUGCAAAUGGGACCUAUGGGACCACAUUUCAUGCCACAUCCAGGUAUGCAAAUGAUGCCUCCCCAUAUGCAACAAAUGAUGCAAGGUCAAGGUGGCCCUCCAAAGCCCCUGUUCCCCAGCGCUAUUCCUACCUCAUCACCUGGUGCACCUGGUACCCCAGUAGUUGGAGCAGAUUUUAAGCCCAUAUCAUCAGCUGCAACAAUAAGUGCACCUCCAACAACAAAUACCCCAGGGGGUAGUAGUAAUAGUACAGAUGUUAAAGCAUCCACGAUAGCUACAUCUAGUGCUACUAGUAAAAUUAUACAUCCUUCCGAGGAUACGUCACUAGAAGAGUUGAGAGCUAGAAAUCCAAAAUAUGCUAGAAAUAUGUCCAAAUCAGAUGAUGGUGCUUCAAGUUCCAGCACUGCUGCAUCAGAGUUGGCGAUAGCAGUGUCUGCAGCGCAACAGGCGGCAGCUCAACAGAAACAUGUUGAUGCGAUGAACCACCAUGCGGCCAUGAUGCAAAGGUUUCCCGUUCGGGUAACAGGUCCUCCAAUCGGUAUGACGAUGGGAGGACCUAUCAUGGCGCCCAUGAGACACCAGAUGAUACCUGGCCCACCUACGCUUAUUGGAGGACCCCUCAUGAGGCCACCGCCUCUCUCUAUGCCUCCAGGUAUGAUCGGAAUGCCGCCUGGUAUGAUGUAUGGUGCCCAUAUGUUCCCCGCGGGACCAGUGCUUAUGCAGCCACGUUUUAGAUGA
This is a messenger RNA of Diabrotica balteata, 1206 nucleotides long. NCBI's taxonomy places the organism in Eukaryota, Metazoa, Arthropoda, Insecta, Coleoptera, Chrysomelidae. The record is from the annotation of a GenBank genome assembly.